CUCAUCUUGUCUUCAUAGGUCUUCUUUGAUUCAGUCGUUUAGUUUCCCUGAGAAGAGGAAUGAAGAAAAACAUCUGGUUUUUGUUUCGAAACACCCUGAAAAUGUAUUUAAGAGUGGUGCAAAAGUUAAAUUACAUCUGACUGCUGCUCCACUCAGGAUGGUGUGCGUGUGCGUGUGCGUGUGCGUGUGCGUGUGUGUGUGUGUGUGUGUGUGUGUGUGUGUGUGUGUGUGUGUGUGUGUGUGUGUGUGUGUCACAGCUCUAAAUCACACACACCACUCCAUCACUGGUGAAAAAGUCUCCUUCUGUAAUUUAAAGAGAAAUGUUGUUUUUUAAAUAAAUCAGACUCACAUUUACGUCUGUCUGUUCAACAAUAAGUCAUUUAGGUUUAUUUUUCAGGAUUUCCAGACAAGAGUUUUAAAAUGUCUAUGCUUUGUGCCAUUCUUCUUGUCUGCCAAGGCGUGUGGGUGUUUAGUAGUAAAAUAUCUCCUGGACCGCUUGAUUGAUGAAACUCUCAAACAUGAAACAGCGGCUGAACAUCCAUCACUGUGACGCUUGGAGUCAGUCCAACUAAAGAUGGCAGCUAGAACAAAUUCUGUGUGUUUCACAGCUAAAAUCUAAUGUUUUCAUUCUCAUUAAAGGUGCAGUGUGUAAAAAUAAAGUAAGAUGACAUCCAGUGGUCAGAUUUUGUUACUGCAAUCUCUCAAACGAACAAGAUAACUUUUGUGUGGCUCUUAUGACUGGCUUUGGUUCUUUAAACAACUCUGGAUCUUUUUGCCAGCUGUAGUCAAAUUAACGCUGUAGCGUUAGCUCGCAGGAGACACCGCAGCCUCACACUCUGAUGUAAUUACAUCCCUCCUUCCUUUAUUUUGAAAGGAUAAAAACUAACAAUCCCUCUAUCCCCGCCGACUGAGAGUAAAAUGUGUUUCUGCACAACUUUGCUUCAUAAUUGAGACAUUAGACUUUUUUGAGAUUAUUUCGCCUUACUUUAUUUUUACACACUGACCCUUAAGCCUGAUUCCUGCUUCUCCGUCUGCGUCAGUGCGGAGAUACGCAACGCCAUUAUCCGUCCUUGCGGGCCUGCUGGAGAGCUCCGCAAGGACGGACGGAGUCGAGCUCUCUUUUCUAAACAUCCGUCCGUCGAGACAGGCAACGCAAGCUUGUGAUUGGUCAGGACGCCGCUGUCGUCUACACCGCCGCCAUUGCGCCCUCAAAAACAUAAAGAGAGCCGAGAAUAACAAGCGGCAGACACGGAGAAGCUUGAAGAAUACCUCGCGAAAAAACUCUAAAAACAUGAACGUUUAAUUCCCCCGUGACUGGAGGAGUGAAAAGAUGCGCAGCAAGCAUUUUAUUUGUGGACGGAAAUGACAGGAAACGUGGGUUUAGAGGUGGUGAGCGCAUGAAGAGGUGGAGGAUGAGAGACAAAUUUGUCUGUGUUAAAAAGUCUCUUAUAUAGAAAAACACAAUAUAAACACAUAUCUUGGACCGGAUACAUGGCAGGAUACCACAGAACAACGCUACGCCCUCUGCUGUCCUGGUGGGGAAUUGCUUUGCAACACUCUCCAGGAGACGGAGAUUUCUGAGGGCUAAACAUCUCCGUCCGUGCGUGCGUGUCUGUCCCUCUUGGAGCAGACGGAGAAGCAUGACUCAGGCUUUAGAGGUCUAAGCUGCAGCUGUUACACACCUGCUUAGACUCUAUCAAAACCUGGAUGGUGGGAGCUUUCUUCAGCUGAAUGAAGAUUAGACUGAGAUCCUCAUCUGUGCCCCAGACAAGCUGGUUCCCAAAGUCAGAGACUCUCUUGGUCAGCUUGCUUCCCACACCAAAUCUUCUGUCAGGAAUCUUGGCGUGACCUUUGACCCAGCUCUCACCCUGGAUUCUCAUGCCAGUUCUCUUGUUCGCUCUUCCUUCUUCCAUCUCAGGAACGUUGCUAAGCUGAGUCCCAUUCUGUCAUGCUCUGAACUUGAGACGGUUCUCCACACCUUCAUCUCCUCACGCUUAGACUACUGUAACUCUCUUUUCACGUGUCUGAGCAGAACCUCCCUGAACCGUCUACAGGUGGUCCAGAAUGCCUGUGCUCGGCUUCUGACCAAGUCCUCCAAACACACCCACAUCACCCCGCUUCUCCUCCAGCUUCACUGGCUGCCAGUCAACUUCAGGGUUCAUUUCAAGAUCCUGGUUCUGGUCUAUAGGGCCUUACAUGGACAAGCACCGUCUUACAUUGGUGAUCUUCUUAGUCCCUACACCCCCAGCAGGUCCCUGAGGUCCAGUGAUCAAAGCCUACUGGUUGUGCAGCACCAGGCUAAAGGUCAAAGGUGACAGAUCAUCUGCUGCUGUGGCCCCCAGACUCUGGACCUCUCUCCCCCUGAGCCUGAGAUCAGUGGACUCAGUGGUCUCCUUUAAAAAGCAGCUGAAGACUCACCUGUUCAAGCUGGCUUUUGGAUGACCUUCUUCACCUCUCUCUCUUUAUUCUGCUCUCCCCACCUAUUCCACCUUCCUCAGGAUCCUCUGAUAUCCCUCUUUCCUAUUCACUCUCUCUCUUUCUCUACAUUUUUACUCACAAUUGUCUAUUUUUUGCUCAUUUUCAAUAUAUUUUUAAUCAUUUUCUAAAUUAUUUUUUAUAUCUUUACAAUUUUUGUUUGUGAAGCGCCUCGUGAUUUUUAUCUUGAGAGGCGCUAUAGAAAAGAUCUUCUCUUCUUCUUCUUCUUGAACUAAAGAUGUUUUGUUCCUAACAAUAUUUUAACUCUUGUGAUUUCUCAACCUAACUUCAUAAAUUCUUUUAAACUCUUAUCAUGAAGGAUAUAGCUCUAACUGUACUAAAUACAGCUAAUCUUACUGAUUUUCCUCAUAUUCCUGCUUUAGCCGUCCUGCUCCUCUGUAGCAGGGAUGUUUAGACCUCAUCUCAUUCUUCUCCACUUGUAACGUUUUCGGUUGCAGCAGCGAUAAGCCCAGCUGUGAUGACGUUGGCACUUUGUAUUGUGUGAUUGUGUUCAGAGCUCAGAAGGGAGAGGUCGGCCCCACAGGCUGCUGCUGCUGGUGAAUCAGCAGGAUGUGCCACCUCUGAGCGGGCUGAUGAUGCUUUUAGAACAUAAAGGAUCUGCUCUGAGCUGGAAAAUAACCGUUUGAUUUGCUGAGCUAGAAUGAAGUUAGAUGUCCUGUGGCACAAAGUUGAUUUAGUUUAGACCGAGGGAGUCGUCAGGUUUAAAAGUUGUGCCGUUUUUGUUUUGAUUUGCAAACAAGAGAUUGACCAUUUUUUUUAUUAUCUUUAUUUCAUUUAAAAAAAAUAACACAACGGAUACAAACAAUAUUCAUGAAAACACAAUAUAUAUUUGAAUGAAAGGGAGCAGAUAGAAGAACAAUCUUAUUAUUUCUGCCCCCUUUUUAAACUUAAAUAUCAAUUUAUAUUUGUGCAGUCCCUCACCAGUUCUUUCAGUCCCGUAACUGUUCACAUUUGUUAAUUGUUAUGUCCACAUCAAUUGUCCGUUGUCAUAUCCACUCAACACACGUGAUUUAAUGUGUAGACUGAACACUUUUAGAGUUCUUGACUCUUUCCAUUCUCUGUCCAGGCAAUUCCACAACUUCACAUCAUUCACAGAUAUGCUCAUUUGCUUCAUUCUUGUUCUAAAUCUAGGUUUUUUGAAGAUUUCAAAUCCCUUCAACGAAUAACUGCUAUCUCUCUUUUCAAAUAUUUGCUGAAUAUUCUUUGGCAAUGUACCUUUAUUUGCUUUAUACAUUAUAUGCAAUAUUCUCCAGUUGACCAAAUCAUGAAAUUUAAUUACUUUAUAUUUUAUAAAUAAUGGGUUAGAUGGAGCUGUACUAUGUGCUGCCCACAUGCUCUUCACUGAGAGUCGUCAUCCUGAAUAAUCUGAUCGUAGAAGUUCUGGUGAGUCGCUCAUGUAUCGUUCUGGCUCUCCAGCUGAUUUAGAGGCACAUUUUAGUGUUUUCCUGCUGUCGUAGUCAAAUUCCAAUCUUGGCACAUUUUUCCUUCUUACAAAGUUUCCAUCAGAGAGAGUUUCAGAUAAAACUUCUUAGUUGUGGAAUGAUCUUCCUCUUGUUGUUGGGCAGAUUCCUGCAGUAGUGGUCAUCAAACCCGGGCUGAAAACUCAUUUUUAUUUGCUGGCUUUUUGUUCAGUGGGUCUCCGAUGCCACCACUUAGGGAUGUACAACACAUCCGCAUCAAUAUCGGUAUUGGCCGAUGUUAGUCAGUUUUUAACAUAUUGAUAUUGGUCUGAUAAUUAAAACUGGGCCAAAAUGUUUCUGUUUAUUGUAACGUCAUGAAGGAUUUUGUUUAUGUUUAUGUAUUUAGCAGACACUUUUGUCCAAAGCGACUUACAAGUGAUAAUCGACAUGUUGCCCUUGAGGCUAACAACAACAACAACAACAACUUGACAUCAACUUGUGCCGUCAGAAUGGAGGUGGUACAAACUGCCGCCACCCAGCAGUCAGAAGCCGUUUUUACAAACAAUGUCGUCAUUUCGGCAUCAAGGAUUCUUUGGUCAUUUAUAAGCGGUCAGACAGACAAUUACCGCAAUAUUACUACCAAGCGAGGCAUAACGAAUGCCGCAAAAUGAUUGCAUCGGUACACCGUUGCUGUAAUUAUGCUGAUCUGCCGGCACGGUGUGUCUUGUAAAAAGGCUAGAAUGAGAAUUUCACCACACGAAUGAAAUAAUGUAAAUGUUUAAUUUUUUGUGGUUCUUCAUCACACACAGAGCAAAUAGAGCUAGUUUUUACCUUGGCUGGCAUGCCUCAGCGACUACUGCUGCCUUCAUCAGAGCAACCGCUGAUGUUGGUGGCAUCGCUUCUGUUUGUCUGUGGGCAGCAGAGGACGAUCUCGCCCUCUGCUGCCCACAUGCUCUUCACUGAUUUCUAAGUCCCAUGGGGAAUCGUACAUCCUCAAUAAAGAAAUCUUUACGCUGAUUUUGUAAAUCGAUUCAACUUCUGAAAAAGAAAUAGUGCGAUAUUUCAGUGUAGUUAUUUUCCUAUUGUCCUACUUAUAUUAAUUAAAUAUUGGUUAUUGGAUAUAUCAGCGAUAUUAAUAUGGAAUAAUGAUAUCGGGCUACAUUUUCACAUCGGUGCAUCCCCGCUGUUAUUUUAUGUUUUUUCUUUUGUACAUUUUAUAGUUGUGCUGUAAAGCACCUUGGUUGGUUUUAAAGUACUAUAUAAAUAAACUUCGGUAUUAUUUGGUGUGGUAAAGCUUUUGGUACUUCUGACUCAGCAUUUUAAGGAAGUCAGGACCAUCUUUUACGUCUGUCUUUGACCUCGUAUUCGGCUCAAGUCUGAAACUUGUUUAAUUAUUACUGAGUGGGUUAAUGUGAGUGAUCACCCUCCAGACUCCUGACUGGUGCUCUUAAACUGGCUGAGAUCUCCUCCCAUGGGUGGGGGAGUCUGCCCUCCCCCCAUUGGUCAGACAUUGGCUGGUAUCUGAAAACAGACUCAAACAUUCCUGUCUCUGUUGUCUCUGCUGACAAGGACACCGAGGGCUGGACGUUCAACAGAGGAGAAAAGGUGGUGGAACACCGACACGUGAUGGAAUGUGACUCAAACAGAGUCGAGGUGAUAACGGUGAAACGAGUCAGAGCUGGUUGACUUCUGCGCAUAAUGUUAACUUUGGGUUUUUAGAGGACAGGGAAAUAAAAUAAUCCCUUCAGAGGUUUUCUUUCAGACCUACUCAUGACGUUGUUUACAUUAAUGAAGUUUCCCAGCUGCCUCGCUGGCUCUCUGCAUGCUCAGCUACUUACAGCACAAACACUAGAUUACAGCAAGGACGCCGGACGGGACAGUAGCCCCGCCUCCCUUGUUAUAAUCUCUAAAGAAUUCUGUGCAGCACAAGGUGUGUGCGUGCGUGCGUGCGUGCGUGCGUGUGUGUGUGUGUGUGUGUGUGUGUGUGUGUGUGUGUGUGUGUGUGUGUGUGUGUGUGUGUGUGUGUGUGUGGUGCAGGAGGAAGAGGAGGAAGGCCUCUACUCUUUGCUCAUUCGGUCUUUAUUUAUCUUUUUAUUUACCUGAAGUGUUUUUUAGGAUUGCUGAAGCGAGGCGAGUAGAAAUACGUUGAAAAAAUGAUCCAGGCUUUCGGCCUCAUUCCUGGCACUCCUCCAAGCUGACAGAAGACGAGUCUGAGCCCGCCGGGUCUGAGGCCGCCCCAGCACCCGUGUGGCAGGAUAAACAUGAAGCCAGGCCUAAAGAGGCAUCCGGUGAUGGUGACCAGCGGGCUGAGCAGACCCCUCAGCUGAGCUCUGUGAGCAGUAUGGAGAGAUUGGAGCGUCCCCACCAGCCAGGUCAUCUCUCCCCUCCUGACCCGCUCGGCGUAUCGGGGGCUAAACGAGACGUGGGGUUCAGCUGCUUCUCCGGCAGCUCCAGCCCUCCUGGCCACGACUCCUGCGCGGCUGGUAGAAAAGGAGCCAACGCAGAAAACAUUUUCUUCAAAGGCUUUCAGAGCGAAGGGUCUCAGCAGAGCGAGCGCCACAGAUACCUGCAGUCAUCUCUUGGGAACGGAGGCUGCGAGGGGUCGAGGGCCGAGGAGCAGCCUGCAUCUCAGGUUUCUGUUGCAGGGAGGCCCGGUGUUGGCCCGCUGUGGCAGGUACCAGAGAAGAAAAGGUCCCAGUCUCCUCCUGCUCCUCCCCCACCUCUCCGCAGCGACAGCUUCGUCGCCACAAAGGUGUUCCCUUAUUCCGACGGGCCUUUGGCUCCACCAAAGAGCCAGGCCAGGUCCUUUGAGAAACUGAUGGAAAACAAUCAGAACUUCCUCAGAUUUCAGAACCACAACCAGCUACAUCCCAACAAACUCUUCUCCUUGUCCAGCAGUGACAUCAGCCAGUCCCAUUACACCCAACCACCUGCACACCAGAGGCAGUACAGCGAUGAAAGCCCUUUCUACCUGCAGACCCGGACCGCUCCUCCUUCAAAGACCCAAAGUGUUGGAAGCUACUACCGCAGCCUCCAGGAUCUGCCCACCAACGCUUUCAGCCGCAAGCAGGUUCGCCACUCCACCGCUUUCAUGGCAGGCUGUGCCGCAAACCCAAAACGGGAGGGCGGAGGACAUACCAGAUACUACAGCCUGGCAGGUAAACACCUGGUCCAGCCUGGUGAGCGCAAGACCAGGCAGAGCCGAUCAGACAGCUGGAAGGGUGAGCUUGAUAAACCACCCUGGAUGAGCAGCAGUGACUCCAGCUUCUGUAGUUCACUCAAGACACACAUUAAGGCAACGUGCUCCACUCCUCAGUUCCAGGUGUCUCACGGUGAGAAGAAGGAUCGCAACGCCGGCUCCCGUCUUAGAAAUGGUCUUCACUACAAGAACCAGACCUAUGAAGUUUCUGUUCAGAGCCGCAGCCCAGGAGAUCCUCUGAAGGGACCUCCUAACAAUAUGAAAAGACUCUAUCAAACAAAUCAGAACAAUGAACAUAAGGUCAGCGUUUCGAGACACCAGAACCCUUGGGUGCCUCAAGAAGAUCAUCGAAUAUCUGCCCUGAAAACUCCACUCCUCCACUGUUUGGCCCAGGAGAGUAGGAGUCUGGCUGAGAGGCAACCAACAGCUUCUUCAACUUCUUUGAUGUCUUCCCCGGAUGGCAGCAGCCCCUCGACUAGCAGCAGUGCGAAAGCAAACCGCCGCAGUGACCGUUACGCCACCACGCUUCGUAAGGAGGUCCAGCAGAAGAGAGCCCAGCUGCAGAAGAGCCGCAGCGCUGCAACCCUCACCUACGAGGCUGAAGAUGACGACGCAGAAGAGUGGAGAUCCACAGAGACCUCUGCCUCCUCAAAUACCUACAAGGACCAUUUAAAGGAGGCUCAAGCAAGGGUUCUCCAGGCCACGUCCUUCCAGAGACGUGACCUGGAGCCCCAAGGACCAGAGGCCGCAGUUCACAAACCAUCUCAUGGACGCGUUAGAGGACGUAGGCAGUUCCACCCAGCUAAGAGGAUGCACUCCUUCUCUGAGCCUGAUAAGAUGGACAAAGUAGGAGUAGAGGGAGAAUCCCAAACCAGCUCAGAUCCAGAACGGAAGUUUUUUGAAACCAAACCAACAUUCUUCAGGCCUGCGCCGGGGUCGGUUCAUGGACCAAACCAGAGCGCCAGCCUCAAUGAAACAAGUAAACCAGAGGAGACCCACCCACCAUCAGACCCAAACCGGCUAAGUCCUGGAGAUGAGCAGGUCUUAAUGGAGCAGCAGAGACUGGGCACCUUUGCUGAGUACCAGGCCACAUGGAACAAGCAGAAGAAGUCAUCAGACACCAAAACACAAGGGAGAUAUCAUUCAGCGGAGAACAUCCUGGAUGUGAGUGCUGAGGAGAAGGCUGCCUGUAUCCAUGAGAGAUCCCGAUCUUCACCUUCUGCUGAUUUCUGCACACAGAAAACUCCCUCCCUUCACAAAGAUCCACAAGAGCAGCGUGGCGGUUUGGCCUCCAGAGAGAAGACGGAGAGCAGGUCGCCUGACCUCAGCCCACAGCCGGUCUCGUCAGUCCUCAGAAACGAGGGGACUGUCCCAGAUCCUGACCACAGGACCAAACCCAACAGCAUCAGUCCCUCGCACACCGCGCUCUCCUCUGGUCGGCGCAGCGUCAGCCCCAGCCCUGGCUCCAAGCAGCCAGCUCAGUCUCCACAAACCCAGAGCCUCCUGCCACCACCCAGGCCCCUUUUAGGUCCACAAACCACAUCCUCCUCCCAGGAAUUCCUUACUGGCGCCCAGUUGGACCCAGCAGCACUCCAGCCUAUGUCCAGCUCUGGUUCUGACAGCCAGAAGCAUCCAGCUGCCCACUCUUCCUCUGCUGGUCCCACCCUGACCAGUUCUCCUCUCAGCACAACGUCUGGACCAGACUCCAGUCAGAGGGUAGAAACCCUGGAGGAGAAGGAGCAGCUAGCAACUCCUUCCUCUACUCCUCCUCCUCCUCCUUCAUCUUCAUCCUCCCUCGCUCACCCUGAAACAGAUCGAGCUCGCUCUCCUUCACCUCUGUUUGUGCCUCUCAGGCUGACCGACAAACCCCCGGCUGCGGUCGAGCAGGAUGACUCACAGCUCAGAUCAGAAACAGAGCUGCAGGCCCCAGCCGUGAUGGAUGUGAGCGAUCUGAAGAAGGUUCCCGUCAGGAUCGUCCACUCGGAGGCCAGAUCAGAGCAGACCGGCAUCGUCCCCGAAGCGCCGCCCCACAUCUCCACCCUUCAGCCAGACCAGGAGAAGGGUCGUGGUCCAGACCGGAGUCAGGACUCCAAGUCGGCAGGUGACCAUCACCUCCGGGAAGAGGCCAAGAGAGAAGAGCUGGCCAGGGACAUCAUGGGGAGAGAUAAGUCCCUGGUGGACAUCCUGGAUCAGAGUGGAAGGAAGACCACCAUGGACCUGAUGGAGGGACUCUUUGCUCCAGAGGAGAAGAUUCUGGUGGGAGCUCAGCAGAGGAGGAGGGCGUCAGCGGGCUCCAGGCUGCCCACCUCCAACAGGAGGGAGGAAGAGGAGGUGUCAGCGUCAGCCUCUCUAGUCCCCAGCUCCUCCUACUACAGUACCUCAGCUCCCAAAGCUGAGCUCCUCAUCAAGAUGAAGGACAUGCAGGAGGAGCUAGAGGAGCAGGACUCUGAGGACGAGCUGGACGUCGACCUGGCCAGUAAAAAGCAAGAGCUCAUUUCCAGCCUGGCUGGGAAGCUAGAGGUGCUACGGGAGGCACGGCAGAGCUUGCAGGAGGACGUGGAGGACAACGAGGCUCUGGGUGGAGAGGUGGAGGCCACCGUGCAGCGCCUCUGUCAGCCCAACCAGCUGGAGAAGUUCCGCAUGUUUGUGGGGGACCUGGAUAAGGUGGUGAGCCUGCUGCUGUCGCUGUCGGGGCGACUCGCCCGGGUGGAGAAUGCCCUCAACAGCCUGGAGGAUGAGGCUCCGCCUGAGGAGAAGCGUACCUUAACGGAGAAACGAAAGCUGCUGAUGAGGCAGCACGACGACGCCAAGGAGCUGAAGGAGAACCUGGACCGUCGGGAGAGGCUGGUGUCCAGCGUCAUGGAGUCCCACCUGGACCCGGAGAGCCUGGACGACUACAAACACUUUGUUAAGAUGAAGUCGGCUCUCAUCAUCGAGCAGCGGAAGCUGGAGGAUAAGAUCAAACUGGGUGAGGAGCAGCUGAAGUGCUUGGUAGAGAGUCUGCCGCUGGAGCAGAGACCUCUGCUGUGAGAUCCAGACUGGGACAGCAGGAAGACCAACGGGAAUUCUCACAUCUCAAAUGGAGAUUUGUAACAUUUUUAAUAUUAUUCAUGACUUUUUGAGUCUAGAUCUCAGAUAGUUUUGCUGACAGAACCCAAAAAUGAGCUGGAUUUCUGAACAUGGACCUAAAAAGCAGGUUUCUUUCUGUGAGAACAUUGUUUGCUUCUUAAUCGGAUCGAUUGUGAGGGACGCUUGUACAGAUUUUAAAACUAAGAGAACAAAGUUUUUUACUGCUGAUCUGCUGGUUCCUGUGGAAUGAUCGGACUCCUAAUAAAGAUGGGGUUAACAAACCAAACCUCUGUUAGAUUAACUCGGAUUAAAUCACGUUUCUGCAGGUUUUCAUCUCUAUAGUGUCAUUAUUUAUGUUGUUUCUUGAGCUUUUCUCUCCUGUCGGACUUAAUUAUCACCUGCUGGUUUUAAUAUCUUCUAGUAAUUUAUUGUAGCGUUUCUGAAGGAAUAAAGACUAAAGAGGGGUUUUAAUUUUAUUCCCUCGAUUUGUUUUAAAGCGUUUUAUGUACAUAUAUAUAUAUUAAUCUCAUCAAUCCUUGUUGUGUUUACUUUACCUGUAACUUCUGCGUAUACUUCAGGCUGAAACAAACAUGUGAAUUUAAACCCUAACUGGACUUCAGACGCUAACACUGCUGGAUUAUUAUUCCUGCUCUCAUCUGCAGUUUGAAUCCGAAACUCCUGUUGUAUCGUUAGCACUUUGUUAUUCUUUUUGUCACGUUUUGCUCUCCGUACUUCUGGAGAUGUGCCUCCUGGAGCUUCUCACUGGGACCUUCAUGUCUCGACGCUCAGCGUCUUUACGGCAUUAAAGUGAAACUGAAUCAUG
This is a messenger RNA of Nothobranchius furzeri (turquoise killifish), 10987 nucleotides long. RefSeq names its product shroom family member 2b (gene shroom2b). NCBI's taxonomy places the organism in Eukaryota, Metazoa, Chordata, Actinopteri, Cyprinodontiformes, Nothobranchiidae. The record is from RefSeq and is a predicted model, not a curated record. Gene Ontology annotation, biological process: actin filament organization. Gene Ontology annotation, molecular function: actin filament binding. Gene Ontology annotation, cellular component: adherens junction; apical junction complex; cortical actin cytoskeleton.